AGCGCACGCAAUUAAAUGCGACAGACAGAGAAAGAGCCCUCUCUCUCUCUCUCUCUCUCUCUCUCUGGCAGUUGGCUCUGUUUAUCUCUACCAUCAGCGUCCUUCUGCAUGACACAGAGUGGUCGCCAUAGAAAGAAACUUUUUUACUGUUCAAAUGAAGUACAUCAGGACCAACAGCUUGAAACGCCUCUUCUCACUGAAACGGCGCAGUAUCGAUCUAGAUGCUACCAGUCCACAUGGCACCACCUCCUCCACUGACGAAGAAGAAGGAGAAGAGGAAUACAACAAUGGCGGCUUCCGAGUUGUUCGAGAAACAGAGCAUCGUCAGAAGCCCACAUGGCGAUGCUUCUCUUUUGAAGAAAUCUCUGAGGCCACCGACGGUUUUAGCUCAGAUAAUUUGGCCGGGAGAGGAGGGUAUGCAGAGGUGUACAGAGGAGUUUUACUGGACGGAGAGACGAUUGCUGUGAAGAGGUUAACGAAAGGGUCGAAUGACGAGAGGAAAGUGAAGGACUUUUUGACAGAGAUUGGGACUAUCGGCCAUGUGAGCCACCCAAAUGUGUUGUCACUUUUAGGUUGUUGUAUUGAUAAUGGGCUUUAUCUCAUCUUCCAUUUCUUUUCCAGAGGCUCUGUUGCUUCCCUUCUACACGAUAUGAAUUUGCCGCCAAUGGACUGGAAAAUAAGGCACAAAAUUGCAGUUGGAACUGCAAGAGGACUCCAUUACUUGCACAAAGGCUGUCAGAGAAGGAUAAUUCACCGUGACAUUAAGUCUUCAAAUAUUCUCUUGACUGCAGAUUUUGAGCCCCAGAUUUCUGAUUUUGGGUUGGCAAAAUGGCUUCCAUCUCAAUGGUCUCAUCAUUCAAUUGCCCCAAUCGAAGGGACAUUUGGGCAUUUAGCUCCUGAGUAUUAUUUGCAUGGAGUUGUGGAUGAGAAAACAGAUGUUUUCGCCUUCGGAGUCUUCUUGCUUGAAAUCAUUUCAGGCAGGAAACCAGUAGAUGGGUCUCACCAAAGCUUACAUAGCUGGGCUAAACCAAUAUUAAAACAAGGAGAAAUUGAGAAACUGGUAGAUCCAAGGCUGCAGGGGGCCUAUGAUGUAACUCAGCUUAGUAGACUUGGCUUUGCAGCCUCUCUUUGCAUCCGGGCAUCUUCAACAUGGCGCCCUACCAUGAGCGAGAUUUUAGAGGUACUGCAAGAGGAGGAAAUAGAUGAAGAGAAGUGGAAGAUGCCGGAGGAAGAAGACGAGCAAGAAGAAUUCUGGGGUUUUGAGGAUCUCGAAUAUGAAUGUGAUACAUCCUUUUCUGUUUCACCCCACGAUUCAAUCUCCAUAGAAAGCUCUUAAACCCUCACCAAGAAAAAAAGAAACCAGUGAUCUGUGACUCAGUGAGUUAGGUGGUCGAAGAAAAUCCUAACCCACCCACCACUUUUGGCAACUCUGUAAAUAUGACAAUUAUAUAUAUAUAUAUAUAUAUAGAGUAUAUUUAUCUUUACAGAUUU
Carica papaya (papaya) is the source of this 1491-nucleotide messenger RNA. RefSeq names its product Protein kinase superfamily protein. Gene Ontology annotation, molecular function: ATP binding; protein kinase activity. NCBI's taxonomy places the organism in Eukaryota, Viridiplantae, Streptophyta, Magnoliopsida, Brassicales, Caricaceae. The record is from RefSeq and is a predicted model, not a curated record. Gene Ontology annotation, biological process: protein phosphorylation.